AUGAGCCCAAGGCCCAAACAUGGGCCGCGUUACUGUCAUCCGCCGGGAAGAAGCACCAAGCGAUGUUAUCCGACGCUGCCCAGAAAGGAACGAAGCCAGCUCCAUUCAAACGGGUCCUGGCACGAAUUUAAAGGGGCGAGAAGUGAGAACAGGAGCACGGAAUGUGGGAAGCAGAAGCGACAUCGGACUGAGUUGGCGCCGGGGUUUUGGCGGGAAGUCCUUCGCAGCCCGGCGCGUCCACAAGGUCAAUGCCAAGAAAGCAGAGGACGGCGAAUCGAAGGCCCGUCAUUGGACCUGCCGACGCUCCCCUGCCCAUGCACUUCGCCGAAUUCUGGCGCGAGCCAUCACUCGUCGGCCCGCCGGAGGAUGAGUCACGGCAGUUCAAAUUUGCUUAACUUUGCCUCGUGACUUGUGGCGAAUUAUCGACAAUCUGACGACAAUUAGAAGCCCGGCCAGCGGAAGGAAGGAAGGAAGGAAAGAAGGAAGUAACGAAGGAAGGAAGGAAGUAACGAAGGAAGGAAGGAGGGAGGUUCUGUAAGCAGGAGACGGAAGGGUCGAGAAGGAGGACUAGGGGCGCGGUCUUGGGAGGUUUGGAGCGGGUCGCGAGAAGGGUUUAGUCUUCGAUGGCGAUGGGGAUGCGGAAGGAGAGACGAGGAUGAAGGUGGUUGCGUAGGUGGAAGAGGAAGAGCAGCGGUAGCGGGUGGAGGUUGAUCGUGAGCGUGCCGUGUCGAGUGCUGUUAGUGGAGGUGUCUAGCGGGAACGGUCGAAGGAAGAGAGGAUUACUAGCCGGAAUGGAGGAGCACGAGGUCGUACUAGAUAAUGAGCAGGUGGUGAGCAUUCACGAGUUUAUGGAAGGGAUUGAAGCCCAGCAACUGGAGGCAGAUCUGGUGCUCGGAGGAGACGAAGGCAAGGAGUGUACAUAUGAAAAGGGUUACAUGAGAAGACAAGCGGUGUUUUCCUGCCUAACGUGUACUCCAGCCGGAAAUGCUGGGUUUUGUACGGCCUGCUCGUUCGCGUGCCACGACGGCCACGAGGUGGUGGAGUUGUGGACGAGAAGGAGUUUUCGCUGUGACUGCGGAAAUUCAAAGUUUUCAAGCUUCGAGUGCAAACUAAACAAAAAUAAAGAACAGCUGAACGAGGGAAAUGUGUACAAUCAAAAUUACGGAGGUCUCUACUGCACGUGCCGUCGCCCUUUCCCUGAUCCCGAAAUUGAAGAUCAGGGUGAAAUGCUACAAUGCUGCAUAUGCGAGGAUUGGUUCCACGAGACUCAUCUCGGGCUACCACCCAACUUACAGGUUCCAAGAGAUGAAGAUGGGGAGCCCACGUUCGACGAGUUGAUCUGCCAAUCUUGCGUCCGUCGUUGCAGUUUUCUGGAAGAGUAUCCAGAACUGAUUGCAUCACCUGUCGAGGUUGAGGAUGAUGAAGCACCUCCAAGUCAGGACUCAGAAGCACCGAAGGUAGCUGACGUAUCUACCGCGGAAGCACCUCCUACUCAAACUUCCGUAAACAAGAAACCUUACACAAACGGUUUAACCCUUGAGACCGCUCUAGGAGGUAGACCCGUGCCAAGUGUCGAAGAAAAUGGGAAAGCCGAGAAGUUGGAGGUCAGUAGCACCAACCAUGUCGGGGAGUCAUCCGGAAGUGGAGGUUCUGUUUGCAAGCUGAAGCGAACAUCUCAGGCUGAGUCGGCCCUUACGACAUCAGAGGAGAAACCUGAAGAAACGACCUCAGUAGGCCUCAAAGUGCUAGACUCUGGACGGGCAGUUUUUCUCGCUAAGAGCUGGAGAACUGAGCUUUGUCAAUGCGAUGCCUGUAAGGCAAUGUACAUGGCAAAGGGCAUAGAGUUCCUCUUAGACAAAGAGGACACACUUCAGGAAUACGAGGAAUCAGCAAAAAGGAAACGGGAGGAAGCCAAAGAAAAGGAGGAUGGAACUACACAAGCCUUUUUACAAAAACUAGGACACGUGCAGCGCAUUGAGCUGGUUCAUGGUAUCAACAAUUUGGCAACCGAACUGGAAUCUUUUCUGACCCCUUUUGGGCAAAGUGGGAAAACUGUGACCAGUGACGAUAUAUAUGAGUUCUUCGAUGGAUUGCGCAAGAAGAGGAGAGUGGAUUAGAUGUCUAGAACUACAGAGGGCGAUUAUGUCGGCUCUGUAACCUUCUGGCAUGAAGACUAGGAAUAUGUUAGCACGCUAACCUCACAAGGUCACUGUUCCCGCCGAAGGGGCCAGCAGUUGACCUAGUAAGAAUAUGUGCUCCUGUAAAUGAAAUUGCACAUAAUCUCAACAGUUGAGGAUAUAGAAGGCCGAACGUAACCAGGCCCACCACUAUCUCUCAAAGUUCUUGUUUCAUAUUUUGAAGAGUAAUGUAUAGAGCAGGAGUUGGCGUCUCACAAAUUGUCGUCUGUGCCUAUCGUCAACUGCCUCAAACGUCUCUCCUGUAUCUUGUAAUACUAAGAUUCGAGUUUCUCUGU
This is a messenger RNA of Marchantia polymorpha subsp. ruderalis, 2473 nucleotides long. NCBI's taxonomy places the organism in Eukaryota, Viridiplantae, Streptophyta, Marchantiopsida, Marchantiales, Marchantiaceae. The record is from the annotation of a GenBank genome assembly.